Osmerus eperlanus (European smelt) is the source of this 2578-nucleotide messenger RNA. RefSeq names its product DAP3 binding cell death enhancer 1 (gene dele1). Gene Ontology annotation, biological process: extrinsic apoptotic signaling pathway via death domain receptors. NCBI's taxonomy places the organism in Eukaryota, Metazoa, Chordata, Actinopteri, Osmeriformes, Osmeridae. Gene Ontology annotation, molecular function: protein binding. The transcript is spliced from 12 exons. The coding region runs from base 160 to 1737 and encodes 525 amino acids. The record is from RefSeq and is a predicted model, not a curated record. Gene Ontology annotation, cellular component: mitochondrion.
CUUUAUUUUCGUACAGAACUGAGGAGGGCUGGCUCUAGGUGGCAUGGGGACUAAACUCCACAGUAAAGAGUCGAGAAACGUCCAAGAAUUUACUAAAAUGCUGAACUUGGACCGCCUAGGAAACAUUUCGUCUCAAGCCUCGCUGUAGCUACAGGAAACAUGUGGAGAGUGCAAUGGUUUGUUGGAAGAAUUCUAAGCCGCAAUGCCCCCCUGCGCCUCUCUCAGAACCACCAUGUGGAGGACGAGGUCAUCAACACCUCCACUCUCCUGUCUACCUCUCGGCACAACUCUGACCCCAGUUCUCAGAAAGGAGAGGAUGGAGAGAAACAGAAGAAGAGGAAGACCUCUCAGUUCUGCAGCGCCGGGCUCCCUCGCUACACGGCGCUGGACGCCAUGGGCUUUGGAGCCGCUGCGGUGUUGGUGCUGCAGAUCUGCAGGAGGAUCCACUUCCAGUUCUCCCUGCGUGCCGAGUACGGACAUGGCCCCACCCCUGCACCUAGUCAGCCAGUAACAGCUACCCUCCAGAAGUGUGGCUACCGCGUUCUACUGGAGAUCUUGUCUAGACGUGAUGUCCUGCCCAGAGGGAGGACUGUACGCUGCCUGUGGGGGGCACCAGAGACACAGAUCCAGACCCAAGCCCAGACUCAGACCCAGGGUAGCAGCAAUGAGGCCAGCAGCAGCAGCUUGGACCACAACCUGGAUCAUCUGACAUCUCAUAGUUCCUCACCUCACCAUCAGCUAAGUCAGGAGUCUUCAGCCUCAGAGGAGUCUUCUUUGUCCGAGUCAUCCCUUCCUGAACACCAACCAGAAGACAGGAAACAGUCUGAGCAGGAGGACGACCAGGACUUCCUUUCGCCAGAGGAGAAGGUUGCGGGGGCAGCGCUGGACCUCAGACAGGCGGCUGACUCCAGCAUCCCGGUUGUCCUCAACAUCAUCGGUCUGGAGAGCGUUAAGAGUGGCGCCUAUGAGGCAGCCUUCACGUGUUUCCUGGCUGCAGCUCGCCACGGCUACAGUAAAGCCCAGUUCAACACGGGGGUCUGCUAUGAGAGAGGGCGUGGAGUAGGGAAGGACAAGGGCCAGGCACUCAACUUUUACAGCCAAGCAGCAGCAGGGGGACACAGCCAGGCUCAGUACCGCUACGCCAGGCUCCUCCUGAGCUGCAGGGGGCAGCAGAGUGCAGAGGACCUGGACAAAGCCAUCCAUCUGCUGGAACAGGCCGCCGUCGCAGGACUCGCACAGGCUCAGAUGUACCUGGGUUCUCUCUUCUCCCAGGAGCCAGUCAGAGAUGGCUGUAAGUCUGUCCACUACCUGAGGAUGGCAGCGGAGAGAGGGGACAGCGACGCUCUGUUGUUCUUGGGCCAGUGUUAUGAGACAGGCUUCGGGGUGCAGAAGUGUCCAAGGACAGCUAUGAAGUUCUACAGGCAGGCUGCCCGGGGCGGGAACAGGCCGGCUCAGAGACUGCUGGUGCCCCCUGGUGGAGCAGAGGCAGAAGAAGUCCUGCGCUCCAUCCAGUCUGCCCCGUCUUUCCCUGUGGCCGGCCUCCUCCUCCAGCCCCUCUCCACCCUCGCCAGUCCCCCCUGCCCCUCUGCCCCGCCCACCCUGCCUCUCACCCUUCCUCACUCCUGGAGCACAGGAAGCAUGGCCCCUCUGCCUCGCCUCUCUUCUCUCCCCCUCCACCUGCACCCCGUCCCCCCUGGCAUGGAGGGCAGCCCCUGCAGGUGGACCAUCGGGGUGUGAUGAACAAGCUAGCACUUAGCCAGCCCAAAGUUAUUUAAGUAUUCACACUAAAUGUAACAAAGAGGCUUGGAUAUCCACAGUGUGCGUUAUUUUAGUAUAUCCGUUUAAAGAUACGUGUGGUUUUUGUAAGAGCGUAAUUUGACCUGUGAGAACCAGUUAGGUCUCAAGUUCAGACUGUCGAGAGAAAACAUGCUAAAUGUUUGUCAGAGAUUUGAGCUUUAAACUUGUCUGGUCUUGGCUGUUGUGUCUUAGUCAGUUGAGGCUGGAUAAAGGAGGAUAAGGAAUAAAUAAUGGUAAACUUGUGUAAAUACUAUGCUAGUUACAGGAUAAGCUUGAGUUUUUUGGGGGGUUUACUGACAAAUGUUUGGGUGAAGAUAUGCAUGUAUAUGUAAGUGUGGGUUUUGUGGGAUUUGUUUUUGUGUCUAGAAGGCUUGUGUCAAAUGACUAGCUCUCUUCAGCUUUAGUGUUUUUUUGUUUUUGUACUUCUUGUUUUUGUAUUACUUGCUGCCUAAUCAUAGCCAGCAGUCAUCCUGUUUUAUAUGGUCAGAUUCCCUAAUAAGAAGACAUGUUUCUUAAAGCUAGAAAGACGAGUUUGGGACAUGAUGUGCCUUUGAUAUACCUUUCUAAAGGUCUCCUUUACCAUCCCUUUGUGUCAGCUGAACAAUAUGCAUACCUGUCUGCAACUUUGCGAAAGCAUCAUGUUAGUUGACAAAAGCACUUGUAAAAUCAAAGUAUAAAGGCCAAAGGAAAUUAACAAAUUUGAAUAUGUGAAUGUUGUGGAAACACUACUGUUGUGAAACGCACAAGUUGCUCACUAUCAUUAAAGCCAUUUUAAUACUUA